AAAUUCGGUGGCAAAAUGUUGCUCAAAGUAAUUUGUAUAUCCUGUGUAGCCAAUGCACUAAUUUUAUUCUCAAGUGCAACUUAUAUUCCUGAACGCAAUGAGACGAAUUUAUGUCAUUCGAUUAACUCCCAAUUAUCUGAAGUGAGAGCGGAGCAGAAACAUUCUGUUAACUUGAUUGAAGGAAUAAUCAAGGCAAUGGAUCUUCAAAUACUUAAAACGGAACAGGAAAGACAAGGAAAACUCAUAGAUGAUCUGGUUAAGGCAAUGGAUAUUCAGAAUCGUCAAGAAAAGUUGAUAGACAAUCUGGUUAAGGCAACAGAUAUUCAAAGUCUAAAGGCGGAACUGGAGCAGCUGAAAAAAGACGGACUUGAUAAGGUGACCAACAUUCAACUACUUAGAACAGAGCUGGAAGAACAAAAGAAAGACAAAGAAUCGAAAAAUCAUUUUCUUACUGAGGAGCUGGAGCGACAGGGAAAAUUAAUAGGUGAACUUAAUAAGCAAUUAAAUAAUCAAACUCUUAGGUCGGAACAGGAACGACAAGGAAAGCUGAUUGAUGCACUUGUUAAGAAAACUUACCAAAGUUGUACCGACGCCAAGUCUAGUGGGAUCAAUGAAAUGCUAAUUCCCAAGCUCAGCAGUGAACUUUUUAAAGUGGCCUGCGAUGCAGAAACUCGAGGAGGAGGCUGGACGAUUAUCCUGAGGAGGAUGGAUGGAACUGUCGACUUCUAUCGAAACUGGACCGAAUACAAAGAGGGAUUUGGGGACCUGAGUGGCGAGUUCUUCUUGGGACUCGAUAAAAUACACGCAUUGACGGCAGAAAUGAACCAGGAACUACUUGUUGUCCUAGAGGACAACGAGGGAAAUGAAGCUUUUGAGAUGUAUGACAACUUUGCAAUCGGCGAUGAAGACCAUCAAUAUGUCAUACGCACUCUGGAAAAUGCGAGGGGAACUGCGGGUGAUUCACUUUUGGGGCAUCUUGGCAUGAGAUUUACCACCAAAGAUCGAGAUAAUGAUAAUCAUAAGUCGCAAAAUUGCGCCGUAGUCUACACAGGCGGCUGGUGGUACAAUGCGUGUCUCUCAAGCAACUUGGCAGGGAAGUACAAUGAUAACAGAUGGUUCAAGGGCGUCAAUUGGGUAACUUUUAAGGGUUAUGAUUACUCCCUCAAAAAAGCAGUCAUGAUGAUUCGGCCAGCGAAUUAAACUCUAAGAUUCUACAAUGUUUGAAAUCUGCUCACCGUUAUAUUAAAAUGUAUUUUGCGAUACCUCAAAAAAUAUUCUAUUACACAUGUUUGUA
Molecule: messenger RNA, 1294 nt
Organism: Drosophila innubila
Lineage: Eukaryota; Metazoa; Arthropoda; Insecta; Diptera; Drosophilidae
Product: ficolin-2-like
Exons: 3
Coding region: 16-1200 (394 amino acids)
Source: RefSeq, a predicted model, not a curated record